Abrus precatorius (Indian licorice) is the source of this 1645-nucleotide messenger RNA. Its product is annotated as transcription factor bHLH30-like. NCBI's taxonomy places the organism in Eukaryota, Viridiplantae, Streptophyta, Magnoliopsida, Fabales, Fabaceae. The transcript has 2 exons. Gene Ontology annotation, molecular function: DNA-binding transcription factor activity; protein dimerization activity. The record is from RefSeq and is a predicted model, not a curated record. Gene Ontology annotation, biological process: regulation of DNA-templated transcription. Bases 418 to 1233 code for a protein of 271 amino acids.
CAUAUCAGCUCAAGAUCAUAAUUCAUAGCCCACUGGUGAUCUUCUUAUGUGAAUUCUACAAGCACCUUGUCUCUUCUCAGUACUUUCAUUGAAAUCAAAGUCAGAAUCAAGUGUCACUUCCAAAAAUUCUUUAGCCUUUUUGGUCCUUUGGCACCUAGAAAUGUUAGAAUUCAAAAACAUGAAGAAGAAAGUGUGGAUGUUUUCACACUGAUCUCCCCCUUUAACCCCUCAACCUUCUUCCCUUGCGUAAUGGAAGUUAUGACCAGCACCAUCAACAAACAAAGCAAAGUAGCAGGAUCACAAGGAGUCAACAUCCACAUCCAAAAGCUUUCAUUUUGGUUCGCACCCCCUACUCGUCCACCUGGUUUUCUUCUUCUGUUUCUUGUGUAGUUUCAUCUCGUUACAAGGUUUAGGACUAUGGUUUACUCCUUUUAUGAUAAAAGCUCUUCUUCUGGCUCUGAUGUUUCGGGGUUGUUUCAUCCCACUUUUCAUAACCUCGGAGCUUCCAAUGAUGUUUCACGAGGUGGGUUGUCAUCACAACAUUCUUUGGAUUUUGAGAGUGAGAAGGGUGAGAUGGUGAAGUGCCCUUCAAGUGAGAAGGUAGGAAAGAAUGAUGUUUCUGAGGCCAAAGCUUUAGCUGCUUUGAAGAGUCAUAGUGAAGCAGAGAGGAGGAGGAGGGAGAGAAUAAAUGGUCAUCUUGCAACACUACGUGGCCUUGUUCCCUCCACUGAAAAGAUGGAUAAAGCCACUUUACUGGCUGAAGUUAUUAGCCAAGUGAAUGAAUUGAAGAAAAAUGCAGUGGAAGCAAGCAAGGGUUUUCUAAUCCCAAUGGAUGCUGAUGAAGUGAAAGUUGAACCCUAUGAUGAAGGAGGAGACGGAUCCAUGUCUUACAGUGCAACCAUAUGCUGUGAUUUCAGACCUGAGAUACUAUCUGAUCUAAGACAAACACUUGAUGCCCUUCAACUACAUCUUGUGAGGGCAGAAAUUUCUACUUUGGCAGGUAGAAUGAAGAAUAUAUUUGUCUUUACAUGUUGCAAAAGGGACAAUAGUAAUAAUAUUGAGGCAUGCCAAGCUCUAGCAGGUAAUGUUCAACAGGCACUAUGCUCUGUACUGGAUAAAGCUUCUAGCUCACUGGAGUUCUCACUCAGAACAUCACAUCCAAGCAAGAGGAGAAGACUAUGCUUUAUUGAAACAUCCACUUCCUCAUGCAACCAUGAAUCUUGUUCGUGCUGACUGCAACCAUUUGUUGUGUGAUGUUAUGCUAUAUAUUUCUAUAUAUAACUGUUGGAAUUGUGUUAUUAGCACUUUUCAUUUUUUGAAGAAUGCUAGUACACACUUUUCUAGUACACUCUAGCUCAUUUUCUACUGUUGGAAUUGGAACACUAAAUAUAGAUCUCACUAGAUAAUAAAUGAGGUUUGUUAAGUAGGAUAUGUGGCACACAUUAUUUAGUGGGAGCCCAUUUUACCAUUAAUCGGAAGUGUGUUGAAAAAGAGUUUGUUAGAGAAUUAUUAUUAGCAUUUAUCAUUUUUGCGAAGCUGGAUUUGUCUUUUAUUCUGCAGGCAAAUCAUAAUGUUAUAGAAUUUCAAGAAGGGCUUAUGUUGAAGCUGUUGUUACUGAGUAUGUUUACGGAUCAAUUGGAGAUUU